AUGCGCAACCUCAGAAACGUGCGUCUUCAGGAGACGCAAGUUGAGGGCCAACUUCCUUUGACAGCUACAGCUUGGGAUAUCUCGACCGAUUCAGUCGUGUGCACUUUCGGCCCGUCCGAGCAUAAUGCAGUCAUUGAGCUGCGGAGGAAGCGCCCCGACCUGACUUCCGCGGAGCCUCUGAGCACUGAUGUAUUUGAAUGCCUUGCGUCCUGGGACGCACCGAGCCCUUUGCCAGAUCUGGCUUGUGACCGUGUGCUUUCUCUGCACUAUUUUGCCGAUAACCUGACAGCUUGUCUUGUUUUGGAGGGCGGUGAUAUUAUCAUUGUCCGCGAGGAGCCCCUUCCCGGCGAGGAUAAAAUUGAAAUUCUGGGUUCCGUGGACGUUGGAAUCACCGCUGCUGCAUGGUCCCCGGAUGAGGAGCUUCUGGCAAUCACGACAAGAGCUCGAACGCUUUUGUAUAUGACCCGGGAGUUUGAGAAUGUGGCCGAGAUCACCUUUACCGAAGCAGACUUGCAAGCUUCUCAGCAUGUGUCCGUUGGCUGGGGUAAAAAGGAAACCCAGUUCCAGGGCAAGAGAGCUAAGGCUCUGCGCGAUCCCACUGUGCCGGAGAAGGUUGAUGAAGGCAAACUGAGCAGCAAUGAUGAUGCUAGUACCACUAUCACCUGGCGAGGUGACGGUGCUUAUGUCGCUGUGAACAGCAUCGAGGAAGGAACCCGUCGUGUCAUUCGAGUUUACUCAAGAGAAGGCACCAUUGAUAGCGUCAGCGAACCCGUGGAUGGGCUUGAAGGUACUCUCAGCUGGCGCCCAGUAGGAAAUCUCAUUGCUGGAAUCCAGCGGUUGGAUGACCGGGUCGACGUUGUAUUUUUCGAGCGAAAUGGUCUCCGUCAUGGCCAAUUCACUCUUCGUCUUACAGAGGAAGAGCGGCAAUCAUGGGCAUCUCAGAUUCAGCUGUCAUGGAACGUCGACUCUACUGUGCUCGCUAUUAGGUUCAAAGACCGCAUCCAGCUCUGGACUAUGGGUAACUACCACUACUAUCUCAAGCAGGAGAUCCCGGUGAUGGUCGAAUCUAACGCUCAACACCCAUUCUCUUUCGAGUGGCACAACGAGAAGGCGCUCCGGAUGGUUAUCGGGUCUCCAGGCUCAAUUUUGGACAUUGAUUAUGUUUUUGAUAUCCACCAUGGCUCCACUGUCAUCCCUGAUGAUGUUGGUGCCGCUGCCGUGAUUGAUGGGAAGAUCUUGAAGCUCACGCCACUUCGAUUGGCCGGUGUCCCACCUCCAAUGGCUCACAAUGAGUUGCCACUUGACUCCAACAUUAUCGACGUCGCAUUCAGCAAGUCGGGUACUCGUAUUGCGGUCCUCAUGGAGAAGAGUUUCUCUGUUUUCCUGUGGUCUCUCAAGAGUCGUCCGGUCCCAUUGCCGAUUCUUGAGUCCAGUUAUCCUCUCUCCGAUGCACCUGCUAUGCGUCCGAGACAAAUUGCGUUCGUAAACGAAACGGAAGUGUAUAUCCUCAAGGAUAAUGGGCCAAACACCGAUCAUAUCGAGCGGACCGCUCUUGAGACUAGAGAAUCCCGAGUUGUAUACCAGUCGGUGGAGCCGGAGCAAAUAUCAUCGAUCUUUGCCGGCGUUGGACACCAGACCCUGUGGUUUUCACACGCGUCUUCGCUCAGCCGCCCUGUUAACUAUUCGAACAUUGCUCUUAUCGAGGGAGACGAAGUUGAUAUCGUCCCUUGGACCGACGGCCCUAAUGUUGAUACGCACUGGGCUCGUGCUGUCUCAAUUAGCGAUGACGAGCGGAUUCUGAUUUCGAUGACAAGAACCGGUACAUUGUACGCCAAUAAGCGAGUGCUCGCAAAGAAUUGCACAUCCUUCCUGGUGACCUCGGCCCAUCUUAUUUUCACUACGUCGCAGCACUUGCUGAAAUUUGUUCAUUUGAAUCAUGUGGACGAUAUGGAAGUCCCAGAGGACACACCAGAAACAGAUGAGCGGUGCCGAAGCAUUGAGCGUGGAUCGAAGUUGGUCUCGGUGAUUCCUUCGAUCUUUGCCGUUGUCCUCCAGGCACCCCGAGGAAACAUUGAAACAAUCUUCCCCCGCGCCCUGGUUUUGGCGGGCAUUCGUACUUUCAUUGAUCGGAAGAACUACCGGGCUGCUUUCAUGGCAUGCCGAAGUCAGAUGGUGGAUAUGAACAUCCUCCACGACUACGCUCCGCAGCAGUUCAUGGAGAGCAUCCAGCUUUUCAUUGAACAAGUCAAGAAAAUUGAGUAUAUCGAUGACUUCCUCUCUCGUUUGAAGGAGGAGGAUGUUUCACAAACUCUGUAUAAAGACACUUUGAGGAUAUCCAAGAAUGAAUCCGCCGCUGUUGCUCAGCCCGACACCCAACCUGUACCCGCUCUCAAGCUGUCUGGCAAGGCCAACAAAGUCAACUCCAUCUGUGAUGCGUUCAUAGCGGUUCUCCAAAACCGUGUGGAUACCAACUUGCAGAACCUAGUGACUGCACACGUGUGCAAAUCCCCGCCUGACCUGGAUGCCGGUCUGGGUUUGGUUGCUCGCCUCCGAGUGCAACAUCCCGAGCAAGCGGAUGACGCCAUAGAGCACAUGUGCUUCUUGACGGAUGCCCGUCAGCUUUACUCUCAUGCGUUGGGAUUGUAUGACCUUGAACUGACUCUGUUGGUCGCACAACAAGCGCAGAUGGAUCCUCGAGAGUAUCUCCCAUUCCUCCGGAAGCUGCAGACACUUCCCGAGCUCCGGCGCCAGUUCGAGAUUGACAAUCAUCUUUCUCGAUUCGCCAAGGCGUUGAAGCAUUUGUUCGCCCUUGGUGCCCAUGACGAGAUUCGCGCCUACGUUGUUAGACAUGUUUUAUAUAAGGAGGCACUUGAUCUCUACAGGUACAACCCGGAGGAACAGAGGGAAAUCACACAACUCUAUGCCGAUUACCUUCAAAGCGAUUCAAAGCACAAGGAUGCCGCAAUCGCUUAUGAAUCGCUUGGGAUCUACGACGAGGCCUAUAAAUGCUACAACUCAGCUCACAUGUGGCGCGAAUCGAUCUACUGUGCGAUGAUGGCCGAUUUGUCAACGGAAGCUCUCAACGCUCACAUCAAUGACAUCGCUACGAAUCUGGAGGACGAAGCACGCGAUUACGUCUCAGCGGCAACCGUUUACGUCGAGCACCUCCACGACGUCGUCACCGCUGCACGACUUCUAUGCCGUGGUUCGAAAUUCCCCGACGCGGCUCGCCUCCUGACGCUGAACGGCAAGAAGGACCUGGUCGAAGAAAUCGUGGAUACCGGACUGGCCGAGGCAAUGGGUUCCAUGACUGAUCUGCUGGCCGACUGCAAGAACCAGCUCAAUGCCCAGGUUCCUCGAGUCCACGAACUCCGUCAGCUUCGCGCCGCCGACCCUCUCGCCUUCUACGGAGGCGACCCAACUGGCGGCGAAGGUGGUGUGGACAUCCCCGACAAUGUCUCGCUGGCUCCCACCGAAGCGACUACUCUGGCCGGCCGUACCAUGUUCACCCGGUACACGGGCAAGACCGGCGCAUCUCGCCAGACCUCGCGCACGCGCCGGCGGGAAGAGCGCAAGCGCGCCAAGGGAAGGAAAGGCACCGUCUACGAAGAAGAGUACCUGGUCAAUAGUAUCCGGCGGCUAAUCGAGCGCGUCAACUCGGCUGUGGCUGAAGCUUCGGCUCUGGUGGAUGCAUUGCUGCGUCGUGGCAUGCGGGAGCGUGCAGCUGCCGUUGAGAAGGCGUUGGAGGAUGUCUUGAAAAUGUGUGCGGAUUGCCGAGACGAUGUAUUUGAGGUUCCACAGGUGGAAAACAAGAACCAGGAGGACGAGGAUGGAAAUCCGAUCGAGCCCCCUCCCCCGGUUUUCGGCGGUGCGCGAGUUCUUGCGGAGAGUCUUGGGAUUGUGACUGGCGGUGUUCCUAAAGCCGUGCCUGUUGUCAAGCAGUUGACCAAGUCGUCUCUGCUUGCUUAG
Molecule: messenger RNA, 3969 nt
Organism: Penicillium cinerascens
Lineage: Eukaryota; Fungi; Ascomycota; Eurotiomycetes; Eurotiales; Aspergillaceae
Product: Elongator subunit IKI3
Exons: 7
Coding region: 1-3969 (1322 amino acids)
Biological process (GO): tRNA wobble base 5-methoxycarbonylmethyl-2-thiouridinylation
Cellular component (GO): cytosol; elongator holoenzyme complex
Molecular function (GO): tRNA binding
Source: RefSeq, a predicted model, not a curated record